AUGGCGACAGAGGCACCUCCGGUGGAGGGCAAGGCCUCAUUGAACCUGCCUAACUCGGUCCCUUUCUGGCGGCUAGUGACCGAGCCUGGCGUGGUUACCCAAGAGGUAGUAGACCACUUCUAUGAAGGAUCUGGAACGGAUGAGGAUCCAUAUGUUGUCAACUGGAUGCCCAAGGACUUUCGGAACCCGCUUCAACUCAGCACGCUAAUGAAAUGGUCCAUCACUAUGGUCGCCGCUAUGGAGACCCUGGUCGUGGCUCUCGUCUCUUCUGCCUAUACCGGAGGAAUCGUGCAGAUUGAGGAACAGUUCAUUACCACUACCGAGAUCGCAACAUUGGGAGUGUCUCUCUAUGUGCUUGGAUUUGCGUUGGGUCCUUUGCUCUGGGCCCCGAUGAGUGAGAUGUUUGGUCGCCAGGCGGUCUUCAUCAGCACCUACUGUGGUCUGACCAUCUUCUGUGCUGCAACCACUGGCGCAAAGAACAUUCAGUCUCUUAUUGUGUUUCGCUUCCUCGCCGGUGCAUUUGGCUCAUCUCCAUUCACCAACUCUGGUGGCGUGAUCGCAGACAUGUUUGCUGCUCGUGAGCGAGGCUUGGCCCUAUCUGCCUUUGCAUUGGCUCCUUUCCUCGGCCCGGUGAUCGGCCCAAUCAUUGGUGGCUUCCUGGGUAUGAAGGCUGGGUGGAAAUGGGUCAUGGGUCUACUGACCAUUCUGUGUGGCGUGAUGUGGUUCCUGGGCGCUGCCCUCAAGCCGGAGACAUACGCCCCAGUCCUGCUUCGCCAACGUGCUGUCACCCUCUCAAAACUGACUGGCAAAGUGUAUGUCAGUAAGCUUGACAUCGACCAAGGGCGGCCAAACCUGAAGGAUUCGCUUAAAAUCUCUCUGUCCCGUCCUUUCAUCCUGCUGUUCAAGGAACCUAUCGUCCUCAUUCUUUCCAUCUACCUCGCCAUCAUCUACGGAACCCUCUAUAUGCUUUUCGGCGCAUACCCGAUCGUCUACGAGAUUCACCGAGGAUGGAACCAGGGUGUCUCCAGUCUGGCCUUCCUUGGAGUCAUGGUGGGUAUGCUGGGUGCGAUUGCUUACUCGAUUCCUGAAAACAAUCGCUACGGACGUCUCCUUAGCAAGAACGGGGGCUACGCGCCGCCCGAGGCUCGCCUUCCCCCGUGUAUGGUCGCCUCGAUCGCCCUUCCCAUCGGUCUCUUCUGGUUCGCUUGGACCAACUCCCCCUCGGUCCACUGGAUGGCCAGUAUCGCCGCAGGUGUGCCAUUCGGCUUCGGCAUGGUUCUCGUCUUUUUGUGUGUCUUCAACUACUUGAUCGACGCUUACACGAUCUUUGCUGCUUCGGUCCUUGCUGCCAACUCUCUUCUACGGUCUCUGUUUGGUUUUGCUUUCCCCCUCUUCACUACCUAUAUGUUCGAGAACCUCGGCAUUCACUGGGCUUCAUGUGUUCCGGCCUUCCUGGCAUUGGCGUGCGUGCCCUUCCCAUUCAUUCUUUACAAGAAGGGUCUAUCCAUCCGAAAACACUGCAAAUACUCCGCGCAGUCAGAGGCCUUUGUCCAGAACAUCAUCAAAACCAUGGCACAGGCUGAGGGAACUGCUGAGACGGAGGAAUCCGUGACUCGCGUUCCAACCAUUUCUGAAGCUGACGAUACCGUUCAAUCUGCUGUGCAAAAGGAGGGCAAUGCCGACGUCCACUCUCUGGCUCGGUUGUCGACGGAGAUUCAGAGGGUUGCAACUUACGAAGCCAACCCCUAUAAUAUCGACCGCAUUCACACUCGUGAAUCAUUCAAAUAA
This is a messenger RNA of Penicillium longicatenatum, 1788 nucleotides long. RefSeq names its product MFS transporter. Gene Ontology annotation, molecular function: transmembrane transporter activity. Lineage: Eukaryota; Fungi; Ascomycota; Eurotiomycetes; Eurotiales; Aspergillaceae. The record is from RefSeq and is a predicted model, not a curated record. The coding region runs from base 1 to 1788 and encodes 595 amino acids. Gene Ontology annotation, biological process: transmembrane transport. The transcript has a single exon.